Messenger RNA from Adineta steineri, 351 nucleotides. NCBI's taxonomy places the organism in Eukaryota, Metazoa, Rotifera, Eurotatoria, Adinetida, Adinetidae. The record is from the annotation of a GenBank genome assembly.
AUGGAGGAUACAACGACUAAUGUGGAACAACAACAAGAUCUAUUAACUUCGUCGGUGCGGACAGAACGAUCUAAAUCAAAAACUAGAUGGUCACAAACGGUUUAUAGAACAAUAACUGAACAUUAUUGGCCCAUUUUAUUGUUACUUGUUGUUAUUAUGAUUAGCAUUGGAGUGGUAGCCUAUUUCCCUCGACUCAACUCAAAUGAAACUGAAGAUGGUAUUGUUCUAAAACAAGGAACAUCAUUCAAUCGAAAUCAACAGAGUGCUCAUCAACAAAAUCCAAUGCAGCAAAUGUCUUUUGGACGAGUAAGUUUUUCUCAAGUAUUCAAUGGUAUAUCUAGUUAUUUUUAA